UGCACUCGCAUAGCUAAAUUAUCGUUUGGACUCACCGAAAAGGCAAUCUAGCAUUUUAGUCUUUUUUAUCUAAGAGUUAUAUUAUUAGUAUUCAUUAUUUUUUAUAAUUUUUAAAGUUUAGAAAAUGGCAACAGACAAUUUAUCGGUGGUACUGAAAGGCAAAGGAGAAAUUUGUUUGGAAAAUCGGAAAGUGCCACAACCGUUGCCUAAUGAGGUUUUGAUCGCCAUUCAUGCCGUGGGAAUCUGUGGCAGCGAUCUUCACAUGUUUAGAGAUGGGAAACUCGGAGAGUUGCUCGUCACGGAUUCUUUUGUUCUGGGACACGAAGCCAGCGGCACCGUUGUCAGGGCUGGAAAUGAAGUGAAACAUUUAAAAUCAGGAGAUCGAAUUUGCAUUGAACCUGCAGUGCCUUGCAGAAAGUGCGAAUUUUGUCUAGGAGGCCGAUACAAUCUUUGCCUAGUCAACAAAUACGACCACACACCCAUUGGUGAUGGAUCCAUGUGCCGAUAUUUUUGUUUUGACGCAGAUUUUUGCCACAAAUUGCCCGACAACGUGACACUGGACGAAGGAGCUUUGAUGGAGCCUCUCUCAGUGGCAGUCCACGCAUGCAGGAGAGCAGCGCUCGGAGCGGGGAAGUCGGUGCUCAUAUGCGGAGCUGGGCCCAUUGGACUGAUCAAUUUUCUAACCUGCAAAGCCAUAGGAGUAACUAAUAUAUGCAUUACAGAUAUAUCUGAAAGUCGACUAGAAGUUGCUAAAAAAAUUGGUGCUAUAAACCAGGUAAAUGUAAAAAACGUGGAUACUAAAGAUGCCAUUGCACAAAUUAAGUCCAAAUUGAGUGGAUGUCCUGAUGUUACUCUCGAAUGCAGUGGUGCUGAUUCUAGUGUGAGGCUUGCCAUUUUGAUCACAAAGUCCGGUGGUGUUGUCAUGUGCGUUGGCCUAGGAUCCCCAGAAAUGAAAAUCCCGAUCAUGGAGGCAAGCGUCCGAGAAGUGGACAUCAAAGGAGUUUUCCGCUACCUCAACUGCUUUCCCAUUGCUUUGGAAUUAAUCUCCAGCGGUGCGAUAGAUGUAAAGCCACUGAUCACUCAUCACUUCAGCUUGGAAGAAAUUCAUAAAGCUUUCGAAACUGUGACGUCUAGCACUAGUGGAGCCAUCAAAGUUUUGAUCCACAGUACUUUUUAGGAAAAUAAUAUGCUAUGCAUGGGUCACUGUUACCCAACAAAAAUUUCUUUUUAAUAUCUUCAAAAAAUUUUCUUCUUAAAUAUAUUAUUGAGAUUCAAUACAACAUUACAUUUGAUAAAAUGACAAAUAACUUCCAUUGCUAAACAGAGAGUGUUAAUGAUAAAUGCCGUAAAACAAUAUUUUUAAUAGCAUAUUAUAUCCAUUUUCUUAUUCAUGGCUCUUUAGAAGUGAUAUGCGAUUGCAGCUGUCAGAUACAGAACUUAAUAUCAGACAUGAUAAGUUUCAGAAUAACUUAUUCUUAAAGAGUUUAUCAAAUGUUAUAUACUUUUCUGUGUUCUAAUUAAAAAAGUGACAUUACGAUGCAGGGAUUACUGUUAUCAAAUAAAAGAUCAGUAUUAUGACUGAUGUCGAGUUAUUUUCAUUCUAAAUAUCUGCGGAGAUUAAAUUUUAAAAUAGUGCUUCUACUUCUUGUUUCAGCAGUAUAUCUCUGAAACACUGAAAAAUGUUAAUAAUAAGAAAAUGUCUUACAGUAAAAAGUUUAUUAACCUUUGAAAAAUGACAAAAUUGUAACAUUUAGAUCAAACACAAAAUACAAAAAGAUGCACAUUUGACAUUUGGGCAGUGCAGUUAAUUACAUAAUGUCAUGAACUAGGGCGUUAAAAUUUUUUUGCAACAACUCUCAAAAUAAAAUGGUAGAAAGGACAGGCGAUCAUUGAUGACUUAUCAAAGGAUUAUGAGCUGUUACGUUAAAUAGAAAUUGACGAAAUUGAACCAGUGGUUGAGGAUGGGUAUUUUCAUUCCUCUGGGUGGUUUUCAUUCUAUGUGACAGCAAUGAGACAGUAAGCUCUUGUAAAAGUGAAUGGUUUUGGGUUUUCCAAUAGAAAUGCGAGCGAUUUUUCUUACCUCUCCUCUACGGCAUGGGAGGUCAGUAGUCCCUAGGAUAAGGGGUUGUGGAACUUGCGCUUAGUCGCAUAUGCGCUCACUCAUUAAAAAGUGUCUUUUGCGCUCACAUUGUAAGUUUACUGGGACUUAAUUACCUUUGGCAGGAAAAUGUGGAGUGCAUCUAGAGGGGCUAUAGAGAAUGCACAUUUCUCUUAUUUAUAUAAGAAUGAUUGCUUAUUGAGGAUUCUUUUUCUUGAAAUAGUCACCUUUUUUUCUCACAGUAAAACUAAUAAUUUCUCUUUAAGAACGUCAGAAACAUUUUUGAAAGUUUCUUUUAGAUUAGGUGCUCGGUGUGUUUGCUUUUUUUUUUCUCCGUUAUUUUGAUUUGAUUUUAAAUAUGAAUAACAGUAUUGAAGUUUUCGAAAUGUCAAAAGUCAAACCAUCAGCUGCGUUUAAGCGAUAUCAAUAUCGGAAAUAUUGGUGUAGCUUUGAAAAUGUAGUAACAUGACGCUGCAUUAACGAAAAGUCCGAAAAGUGUAAAGGGCUGCUGAAAAUAAAAGACAACUCUGAAAUGCCUCAUUCUUGUCAACCGGAUGAAGCUCAAUUGGACGUCAAGAAACAUUUAGUAAAAAUUAAAAGGAGAUUAUCAAGCAAUGUCCAAUUAUCAUCAAUAUUCGAAAUUUUUAACGAUGAAAAUAAAAUAAGGAUUAUAUUUAUAAUCUUUUCUUUCAAACUACUUUAUUUGUCUGGAUAUUAUACCUUGCAAAGCAUUAUUUAUGCUAAAUAUACUACUAUAUAUUCAUUAUUUAUACUAAAUAAUGAAAAAAAUCAUUUAAUCACGACCCUGAUUGUAUUAUAGUCAAAAAGAAUUUGAAAUAGUCUUCAAAAAGUUAGCACAAAAAAUAUAGAUAUAUAAAACAUUAGAAUAACAAACUUCUAUAGUAAUUGCUGUAGAUUUAAAAGUAUCAAAAAUUGUUAAUCUCAAUAGUUUCCAAUACAGCGUUUUAGUAGGAUUAAUAGUGUCUUAACAUUUAUUUAAAUCAGAUUUGCAAUGGAAAAGAAAUCGAAGUAAAACAAAAUGUGCAUAAGUCGAUUACUUCAAUCAUGGGAUUCCGCCAAUUAAAUGCCAGUUUUAUAUUAUUCAAUGUUACAUUUUUGUUACUUAAAAAAUAUUGACGAAAUAUGGUCAUGUACAAAGUUAAAAUAAAUACUUACAAAAUGAGCUUCAAUUAUGUCGAAAGUCAAUUUCAUAUUUAAAUAAGUAGUAUUAAGAGGCAAAAUAAACUCAUUGUUUUCCUUUCA
Argiope bruennichi is the source of this 3361-nucleotide messenger RNA. Its product is annotated as sorbitol dehydrogenase-like. The record is from RefSeq and is a predicted model, not a curated record. Lineage: Eukaryota; Metazoa; Arthropoda; Arachnida; Araneae; Araneidae. The transcript has 8 exons. Gene Ontology annotation, molecular function: zinc ion binding; L-iditol 2-dehydrogenase (NAD+) activity. Gene Ontology annotation, biological process: D-sorbitol catabolic process. The coding region runs from base 125 to 1177 and encodes 350 amino acids.